Messenger RNA from Naumovozyma castellii, 4530 nucleotides. RefSeq names its product Tcb3p (gene TCB3). Lineage: Eukaryota; Fungi; Ascomycota; Saccharomycetes; Saccharomycetales; Saccharomycetaceae. The transcript has a single exon. The record is from RefSeq and is a predicted model, not a curated record. The coding region runs from base 1 to 4530 and encodes 1509 amino acids.
AUGGUGAAAUCAGCUGGGUUCGAAAACGCUGAACAAACUAAAAAAUCGGUUCCAAAAACCGAAUCACAGUCAGGUACACAGCAGUUAGAUAAAAUGCCUCAAUCAGAAAGAACUCCCCACUCACAAGGCCUUUCAGAUACGCCAAGUAAUAAAAAUGAAAGAGAUGCCACUGUUGAGAAAAUUAAGCCUCUAUCACCUGAGGCCGCUCAGAAACAUGAAAUUCUUGUUGCCUCAUCAGUAAAAAAUCCAAAGGUCCCUACACCAAAUACCCAGGGUACUGUUGGGUCUGUACCUUUGGAAAAGGUUCAUCCUGCUGAUUUGAGAAGAGCCCCUUCGAGGAAACCAAACAAAUUCGAUACUUCAAUUACAGGACCGGGUAUUUUAGAUGAACUUAACAGUUUCCAAAAGGAGGAUUUAAAGAGUAAAUUGGAAGCUGAAAAUCCUGCUACUUUAUUUCCUUGGAGAACUGUUGCUGAAUUUCAUUCAAGCGGGAAAGGUUCACCUAACACAGCCAAUGCUAAGGUUAUCAAGGCCUACAUCUUGGAAAACUUCUAUAAUGAUUGGUAUGCAAAUGUUUCAAUUGUGAUAGGUACUUGUUUUAUCUCGUGGUUGUUUGCUUAUUGGGGGUUUUCAUGGUGGUCGCUUGGACUUGUGUUCUUAGGAACAUCAUCAGUCUAUUCUGCAGAAUUCCGUAGGUUUAAUAGAAAUAUUAGAGAUGAUUUGAAGAGAACUACUGUUGAAGAAACAAUUUCUGGGAAAGUAGAAACUACCCUUUGGUUGAAUUCGUUCCUAUCUAAAUUUUGGGUUAUCUAUAUGCCCGUCCUAUCCCAACAGGUUAAGGAUCAGGUGAAUCCUAUCCUUGCUGGUGUGGCACCUGGUUAUGGUAUUGAUGCUCUAUCCCUUGAUGAAUUUACCUUAGGUUCAAAGGCACCCGCUAUUAGAGGUAUUAAAUCAUAUACCAAGACUGGUAAGAACUCAAUUGAAAUGGAUUGGUCGUUCGCAUUCACUCCAAAUGAUGAAUCAGAUAUGACCCCUACUGAAGUAAAGGAGAAAGUCAAUCCAAAAAUUUCUCUUGGUGUCACAUUAGGUAAGAGUUUCCUUUCUAAAACCUUGCCCGUCCUUGUUGAGGAUAUCAAUGUUGCAGGUAAGAUGCGUAUUCGUUUAGAAUUUGGUAGGAUUUUCCCAAAUAUUAAGAUGGUUUCGGUUCAAUUAUUGGAACCCCCAUUAAUUGAUUUCGUUUUAAAACCCUUAGGCGGAGAUACCUUAGGUUUAGAUGUUAUGUCCUUCUUGCCCGGUUUGAAAAGUUUAGUGAAAACUAUUAUUAAUUCUAACGUUGGUCCAAUGUUGUACGCUCCAAAUCAUAUGGAUAUUGAUGUUGAACAAAUAAUGGCUGCCCAAGAAAAUGACGCAAUUGGAUGUCUUGUUGUUACUGUUACUUCUGCUGAUGGAUUGAAAGGUUCCGAUUUUAUUACAAAUACUGUUGAUCCAUAUGUCGUAAUAUCAUUAGAAAAGAAUCUCCCUAGUGAAGACAAACAAAAAAGAACUUCGAUUAAAUCAGAUAAUAAGAACCCACGUUGGAAUGAAACAAGAUAUCUCCUUUUACCAUCAUUAAACCAAACAUUGACAUUAUCUUGUUUUGAUUACAAUGAUGUGAGAAGAGAUACUUUAAUUGGUGACAUUUCUAUUGAUUUGAACACGUUCUUACAGGAACCUGUACAGGAUAACCUAACCUCCGAGCUAAUGGUGGGUGCCAAAUCAAGAGGUUUGUUGAACUACUCCUUACGUUGGGUUCCAGUUGUACAGCCUGCUGAUGCCUCCAAAUCCAGUGAAGAAAGCAGUGGAAGUGAAGAAGUUGAAUUAGUUGAUGAUACAGAUGAUUUUGAAGAUUCUAGUGAGUCAGACGUCGGUAUCUUAAAGUUUACCUUACAAAAGGUAAAGUCUUUAAAUACAGCUACUUCAAUGACAGGAAACUUAAGUCCAUGUGCCUCUCUAUUUAUUGAUAAUGUAUUAAGGAAAUCUUACAGAACAUUAAAACGUCUAAACGAACCAUCCUGGGGUGAAGUUAGUGAGUUGAUCAUUGGUUCAAAAACGGAUUCAAGAAUCACUUUGAAAAUUUAUGAUGACCGCAUGGGUGGGAAAGAAUUAUUGUGUGAAUACUCAUCCACAGUUGAAGAUUUAAUUGCUGCGUCAGAAGUUGGUCAAGAAUCAGUGAAAGGUAGCCCACAGGGUGAUAUAUUCUUUACCGCACAAUGGAAGCCCUUGAAGGUUCAAGGUACAUUUGCAUAUAACGCUCCAAUUACUGGUCCUAUUGGUUGCGCUAAAAUUACAGUUAAUCGUGCAAUUGUCAAAUCUAACCUUUCUGGUUUCGGUGACAUUGAUCCUUAUUUUAUUGUUUCAUUAAACAAGCAUAUUAAAUAUAAAUCCAGACAUUAUUCAGAUACUACAAAACCUGUUUUUAAUGAGACAGUCUAUGUUCCUAUUGCCUCCGAAUCUCAACAUAUCUCGGUAGAAUUGUAUGAUUAUCAAUCGGUUGGAAAAGAUAGAAAAAUCGGAACACUCCAAGUUCCAUUAUCGCAGGCAAUGAAGAGGGAUAAUAAAGGUAAUUACAUCGAUAGUAGCAACUCCAUGUAUUUUGAGAACUAUACAUUGAGGGGACCUGAUGGCCAUAGUUCAAAUGAUAUUAUGGAAUUGGGAGUAGGGUUUAUUCCAACAUUACCUGUGUAUUCUCCAGAUGAAAGAGCAGCAAUUGCAGAAUUAGAAAAAGAACUAAAGAAGAAGCAAGAUGAGUUUUCAAAGAAACAAGAGGAGCUGAAGAAGAAAAUGGAAAAAGACCCAGGCAAUUGGGAAGUUGCUGAGGUUCCAGAUCCAUUUGAAGAAGAUGAAAAGAAGAUCCAUAAAAAGCAAAAGUUAUCGCUCGAAGAGUUACUUCAACAUAAUUCUGGUUUAUUGACAAUUCAAAUAUUGUCAGGUUCUUUGGGUAGAGAUAGAGGUUUCUUGGAAGGAUUGGUGGAUGAUAUAUGCUACCCUAGUUUUGUGCUGAAAUGCAGAGGUGAUUCAGUGAAACCUGAAACUAAUGUAGUUUUUAUUCGUGAUCUGAAGAACAGUAAGUUACAUUUCAGAGUUUCCAGAAAGAAUAUAGCUAAAGAGCCUCAAGAUGUUAUCUCCACUGAUACAUUCGAUACAAUUAAGUUGUUGCAGUCUAGUUAUGAACAAGCUUACAAUGUGAAUUUUAGUGGUGCCAAUUUAAAGAUUAGGAUGUUAUAUGACCCAUCCACCACUGCUUUGCCACAUGAAUCAGUGGCUGAUACUGGGUACUUGGAUCUAAAGUUUGUUUCAGCUGAGCACUUAAUGGCUGGUGAUAGAAAUGGUAAAUCGGAUCCUUUCGUGGUUGCUUACAUUGAUCGCAAAAAGGUAUACAAGACUCAAGUUAUCAAGAAAACCCUGGAUCCCGUGUGGAAUGAAAGUACUAGAAUUGCAAUUCCAUCAAGAAGUAGAUCCGAAUUUAUCCUCAAUGUUUUCGAUUGGGAUCGUGCUGGUUCUAAUGAUGAUUUGGGUAAUGUCAAGAUUGAUAUGUCCACUCUUGAACCACACAAACGAUAUGAGUGGGAUUGUCCAUUAUCAACACAAGGUACGUUGAAGUUGGAAGGUAAAUUCACACCUCAAUACAUUACACCAGAAGUAUCAGAGGCAGAAGGUGCAUCAAGUGACGCACCUAUUGCUUCGAUUACUGCUGUUAGUGGUUCGGGUAUGCAAGCAGCCAAACAAGUUUCAGGAGCUGCCUUCGGGGUUGCAAAUACUGUUGCAUCUGGUGGUGUUCAAAGAGGUGGUCGUUUGUUGAAAACCUUUGGUGGUGAUAAGAUUAAAUUGCCAAAAAUAUCUGGUGAGUUUAGAAGAAAAUCUAAUUCUCAUCAUGGAAGAGACUCGUUAGAUUAUGAUCCAUCCACUCCAAAUAAAAGCUAUGCUGCUGUGCAAGGACCUAAUAAUCUCGAAGGGCAGGAUUCAUUGCGUACACAAAAUGGCUCUGAUCAGAAAUCAGCGGCUGCCCUAUCAAAUCAUUCACAAGUUGAUAAUUCUAAUAUUAAACAAGCCCAAUCUCAACCAUCUACUCCCAAAACUCCAAAAGAUUUGACUAGAAGUAGCAGCAUGGCACAUACUCUAAGGCCCGAUGGGGUAUAUUCCGGUACUCUUUCGAUAUUGACUGCAGAGAACGUUGCUAAGAAUGUAGUCGUAAGAGUUUCUCUUACUGAGAAAGGUAAGAACAGACAUAUCUACACAUCAAGUAAACAAAAGAUCAAUGACAAGGGUAUUGCAACAUUUAAUGAGAAUACAACUUUCAAAACGACACCUGAAACCACGGUUGUUAUUGGAGCUGUUUCUCAUCAUAAGCUUUCAAAAGAUAAGGAUCUUGGGUUUGCACAGGUUAACUUGAGUGACCCACAGGUUCAUGCUGGUGAAAAUAUUGCACUAAAAUUGGGGGAUGGACAUCUUAUUGUUCGUAUUGAUUAUGCUAAAGACGGUUCCUCAAAAUAG